Pseudophryne corroboree (corroboree frog) is the source of this 2166-nucleotide messenger RNA. RefSeq names its product histone acetyltransferase 1 (gene HAT1). The coding region runs from base 129 to 1355 and encodes 408 amino acids. Gene Ontology annotation, molecular function: histone H4 acetyltransferase activity; histone binding. The transcript has 11 exons. The record is from RefSeq and is a predicted model, not a curated record. Lineage: Eukaryota; Metazoa; Chordata; Amphibia; Anura; Myobatrachidae. Gene Ontology annotation, biological process: subtelomeric heterochromatin formation. Gene Ontology annotation, cellular component: nucleus.
GUAGAUGACAGCUGUGUGUGGAAUGUAAACACGCAGCGGCUCGGCGCCGUGGGAAGCGGAUACACGUCAGUCUGGGAUGCGGCGGGUGAUUGGCUGGGCCUGGCUGACGCUCCAGCAGAUGAGCGGACAUGGCGGGUCUUAGUGCUAUGGAGAAGAAGUUGGCUGAAUACAAGUGUAACACAAAUGAAGCCAUCAAACUGAAAUUAGUGCGUUUCCCAGAAGACAUUGAUGAUGACAGUAUGACCUUUAACCCAGAAUUCAGUCACCAGCUUUUCGGAGAUGAUGAAGUGGCGUUUGGAUACAAAGGUUUGCAGAUGCAGUUGUACUACACUGCUGGAAGCCUGUCUACCAUGUUCCGCGUCCUGUACAGCUCUAAAGUCGAUGACAAGUUUGAGGGCGUCCAGGCGGAUGAUGUUGAAAGCAAAAUUCGUGAAAUUAUGCCUCCGGGAUUUUGCUGCGCUACAGAUGAUUUCAUGACAUUACUGGAGAAAGAAGUGAAUUUUAAACCAUUUGGCAGUAUAAUUCAUACAUACACAGUUUACAAUGAAGACUCUGGAGAAGAAAUUACUUAUCAGAUAUAUAAGGCUGAUGUGACCUGCCCAGGCUUCAGGGAGUACCACGAAAGACUCCAGACCUUCUUGAUGUGGUUCAUAGAGACAGCUAGCUACAUCGACGUGGACGAUGAGCGGUGGGACUACUUUCUGGUGUUUGAGAAGUACAAUAAGGACGGGACUACGCUCUUUGCGACUGUAGGCUACAUGACCGUAUAUAAUUACUAUGUGUACCCAGACAAAACCCGGCCACGUGUAAGCCAGAUGCUGAUUUUGCCUUCAUUUCAGGGCGAGGGUCACGGAGCCCAGUUGCUGGAAACAGUUCAUAGAUAUUAUGUGUCCUCUCCCAACAUUUUGGACGUCACAGCUGAAGAUCCAUCCGAAAACUUUGUCAAGCUCAGAGACUUUGUUCUUGCAAAGCUUUGCCAAAACCUGCCAUGUUUCUCGCCAGAAAAACUUCUUGGUGGGUUCAGUCAAGAGAUGGUGACAGAGGCUCAGCAGAAACUGAAGAUAAAUAAGCAACAUGCAAGACGAGUUUACGAAAUUCUUCGGCUCCGUGCUACAGACAUGAGUGACCCUGAAAAAUCCAAAGCUUACAGACUAGAUGUCAAAAAGAGACUUGUCGGGCCAUAUAAGAAAAACCAGAGGGAGCUUGCCAAGAUGAGGAGAUGCUUAAAUCCUGAGGAGCUGACCAAUCAGAUGAAUCAAAUAGACCUGAAGACACAGCACGACCAGUUGGAAGAGAGCUAUCAGGAGCUUGUGUCCGACUACAGGAGGACAAUAGAAAGGCUUGCCCAAGCAUAGAGUGCUUCCAACAUUGUACAGCUGUCACAACUGCAGUCUUUUCUGGUGUUGCCAAUCAGUCUGCCCUGAAUGAAGUCCACAGCAUAACCUGUUAGUACUAUUUCUAGACCAUGGGAUUUUAGCAUUCAGAUGGCAGCAUUGAUCUGUAAGCUAUUAAUGCCAUUCAUUUAUGGCAUCAUUUUGGUAUGCUGCAUAAGCACAAUCUAAAAGGACAACUCUGUCUUCAUGGAGAUGCUUUCUCAAGGGUUAUAUGUGCAAAAUAGACCAGAAGGGUCUGUUUUACAAACAUAAUCCUUAUCCUGUCGUUAACAGUUUGCUAGACACACUCCCUUACAAGAGUGUAUAUAGCACAACUGUUCUUCAGCUCCUGCUACCUUCAACAGACAUAACGGGCUGGUCGCACUGUGUGCGCUCGCCGUGGCCGGCUUCUUCCACAGCUACACAGAGUAGUGCAAAGGGAAAAAAAUAAAAAGUUCCACUGAACAUUCUCGCAUCUGAUUGGUUCAGUUUACAACCAGUAAUAAACCGGUACUAUAAGUGGGAUGCCUUCCAUGAAAAGAAUUCAUUUCUCAGUAGGCACAAUACCUAUGGCAAGAUGUAUAAUUCUGACUUUAUGCAUCACUUCUUUGUAUCAAGAAUCACAUGUACAUACACAAUGCACAACUCUGCUCCAGACUAGCUACACACACACUGGGUAUAUACUGGUUUUCUGUGCAUUUCAACUGUUUAUUUUUCUAGCAUAUUAGGUGCUAAUGUAUGUUACUUAUUCAGCGGCACUUACAACUAAAAUAAAAAAAUAGUCAUGGUAAAA